AUGGCAUAUGGUUCUGCAGCUGAUGUGUUUGACGAAUACUUCCGACUUUCUGCAAACGUGGCGCUAUCAUGCUUGGACAAUUUUACAAAUUUAGUCGUAAAUUUAUUUGGAGAUGAGUACUUGAGAAGACCCACACCAACAGAUCUUCAAAGACUACUCGACAUUGGCGAGUUACGCGGAUUUCCCGGCAUGAUAGGAAGCAUCGAUUGUACAUUAAACGAUAUCAAUAUUCUUGACCGAUCUCCAGCCUUCGAUGAUAUUUUGCAUGGUCGAGCUCCUAAAGUUAAAUACAGUGUCAACGGACAUGAGUAUAAAUUGGCUUACUAUCUGACGGAUGGUAUUUAUCUAAAAUGGUCUACUUUUAUCCAAUCUAUUCCACUGCCACAAACUCCAAAAGCCGCUUUAUUUGCGAGACAAUAA
Molecule: messenger RNA, 420 nt
Organism: Camelina sativa (false flax)
Lineage: Eukaryota; Viridiplantae; Streptophyta; Magnoliopsida; Brassicales; Brassicaceae
Source: RefSeq, a predicted model, not a curated record